UGCCUCGGUCCUUGUACCCCGGGUCCCGUCAUGGCUCGUGCCAGUGCCGCGCGCCUCUCUGCUCACACACAACACCUUUUAAACCGGAGUGACUCCACAAGUGGGUCCCGUGCGACUCGAGUCUGGACCGCGAACCCGGAACAAAGCGUCUGCAUCCCGGCAGCAGGUUGAACCAAAGCUUUUCUGCCAAACACGUGCAACAGCUGGACACUUCUGUCCCGGCUCUGUCCUCGUGUUUUGGGGGCGCGCAGCGGACGUGUAACCCGGACAGUUAUUAUGCGUGUCAAUGGCAUUUGGAGCCAUUGAACGCAUCACCUAAGUGGAAACAAAGUGCUGCGGACACAGCAUGUGGGAUGGCUGCAGACAACUACUUGAUGAAACCUUUGUGACGCUCUUUUGGGAUCAGAGACAUAUUUCCUGAAUAAGGUCUGUCAGUCUUCAGCCAUAAUGACUCAAGUGAGAGACCCGUGCCACACGAAGCACUACAUCGACACAGCCGGAAGCCCGUUGAUCAGCGCCAUCAUGUUCGCCAUGGGCAUCUUUGGCAACGUAGCUGCACUGGUGAUCCUGGAGAUCCGGCGGCGCAGAGAGACAAGGAGUGGGGGCGCGUCGCGGCGUGCACUGUUUCACGUUCUCAUCACGGUGCUGGUGCUCACGGACUUGGCUGGGACCUGCCUGGUCAGCCCACUGGUGCAGCUGGCAUAUUCAAGGAACACCACCAUGGAGGGGAUGACGCCUGAAUCACAUAGUGUGUGCAAGUACUUUGGUGUCAGCAUGACCUUCUUCAGUCUGGCCACCCUGUCGCUCCUCUUCAUGAUGGCAUUAGAGCGAUGCUUUGCCAUUGGAUACCCCUACCUGUACACCCGGCAUGUCACCAACAAAUGUGCCUAUAUCACCAUCCCAUCAGUGUUUACGUUAUGUAUGAUAUUCUGUCUCCUGCCUUUUGCCGGGUUUGGUAGUUAUGUUCAAUAUUGCCCUGGCACGUGGUGCUUCAUUGACAUGAACCCAGAGCACAGUCAGGAACGCCUGUACGCCACCCUGUACGCCACUAUCAUGUUUUUGCUGGUGUUGGCCAUUGUGGCGUGCAACGGUUUCGUGGUGUACCAGCUUUUCAAGAUGUACCAACGCCGCAAGAGGAACGGCGGCUCGGUGAUGGGAACCAUAAGAUCCAACAAUGACCGCAGGGUGACGUCCAUGGCCGAGGAGGUGGAGCACCUCAUCCUGCUGGUGUUUAUGACCAUCAUCUUCAUCAUAUGCACGCUGCCCCUAGUGAUCCGGGUGUACAUCAACUCCAUAAACCCUGGGACAGAGUCUCACUCCAAGGACCUGAUUGCCCUGCGCUUCAUCUCCGUCAACUCCAUCAUCGACCCCUGGGUGUUCAUCCUCCUCUCCCCCAGCGUGCUGCACUUUUUCUGGGCGAAGGCGUGCCGGGCCCCCAUAGGAGCCUCCAGGGGCUCCAUGUGUCAACCAUCUAUCAGUAAAACCAAUACCACUAACAUCGAACUGUCUCACAACACGCCGGACUACACCGCCCCUUUUCAAUCUGUGGAAAAUCGAUGACCAUAACACCACGUUAUGGUUUGAUAUGUAUAUUUAUUGGAUGCGUGAACGAACAGUGUGAGUUCUGCUCUCAUGCACCUCCACAUCUAUUCCUCGUAGUGGGUGUUUUAUUUAUUUUUGGGGUGUUUCCAUGAGAAAAUGGAUCUUACUGUCUUACUGAUAAGCACUUAUUAGGCUCUGUCAGCUGGAGGCCAACUGCUUCUAGCAUUUCAGUACAUUGUAUGCAUGUGGAAUGCACAGUGACUUCUCUAGAGCUUUAGGACUGCAUCCAUACUUCUAUGUUUUAAUAUGCCACAGAUAGGCCUGGGGUAGCAUUGUGGAUGGAGCUUAAGUAUUAAGUAUAAAGCUCAAGAUUGUGUCUCCUUUGCUGCUUGUGUGAUAUAUCAGUGAAUCUGUUAAAUGGGGAAAAAGGUUGCUGAUGGGAAAGAAUUAUUUCUGGAAUUGGGAAACUGCAAGUGGUAUCUCUGCUUUAUCUCUGCACUUCAGAACAAACCCCACAGGGAGGGAGAGGUAACUGCUGCUUGGAUACGUCUUCUCUGAUUCAAAUGCUGCUUUUUCAAACCACUCUUAGUUGCCAUUAAUAUGUAAUUGUAUAGAGAUGCAUAUAUAAUCAAGUAAAUAGAAACAAAGCUGAAUGUGUUACGGUCAGGUCACUUGGGAUCACAAUAAUAGAAGAUAGAAUUUUGGGAUGACACGGUGUAGAUAUCUGAGGCACGUCUUUCUCCUCUCAACACUUCAGUGAUCAUGGGGGUCAUCGUCUUUAGAACAUUAUCUUUUCACUUGACCUUUGACCUUAACCUCUGCUCUGCUUUGGAAACCAUAACCCUUCACAUUCCUACCAGAUCCCUGCUGGAUGAAAGGGAAAGAACCACUUCUGGUACGAUAUGGUCACGACCUCCAUCGGAGCGCUAAAGGUUAUUCAUCAUUUCAUUCAUCUGUACAUACACAGUACGUACCAUAUGAUAUAAGAUGUCAUUAGAUGAGACUGCAGUUACCUUCGGACUUGAACAUUCUACUUGUUGUAUCGUUAAAUGAGAGCAGAUAAAAUGCAAACUUUAACAAAUAAAAGUUUCAUUUAAUUAGCUAACACUCAUUUAUCGUUUUGAAGUGUUAGUCCUCCCGGUGUUGGACAUAUACUCAGUUGGCAGUUUAUUAGGUACAACCAGCUAAACCUAGUCUAAUACAACAAACAUACUGCAAAAAAAAAUCCUUUCAUUAGGGCUUAAAUGUCAAUGAUACAAACAGGGUGGAUGAAAUAAUCGUAGUACGUGUCAGUAUUAUGCAAUGAAUUGGACAAAUUCACAUAACUUUAUAUUUUGCACAUUUAUAGAACAGCCUAAUGUUGUAGAUAGACUUUUUUAUCUUAUGUUAUUUAUUCUAGAUUCUGUUUGUUCAUAGUAAACUUUGUCACGGAGGAGGAUUUACUGCAGGACUGCACUAUUAUUACCUAAUAAACUGAGCAGCUGAGUGUAAAUCCUCUGUUACUCUGUGAAAAGUGCCAUUGUUUACUUUCAACGUGUGCCAAAGAUCAGAUCUCAGUUAGUCGACACUUCAACGUGGGGGAAAAACCCUUUAGUGACUUAAAAGGUUUCUACUCCACGUGCGUCUUUCCAUGGGACGGCUCAUCUGGAACCAAUGAUUUUCCCUUUUCACAGCUCACAUUAAAAAAACAUCAUGAUUACCGGCUCUGAUUAUAUCCUCCUGCUGAUUGUUCAACUAGCAAUUUAAACAAGGCCAGAAACUGGAGGCCCACCAAUAAAGCUCAAUGUGUAAAACCUCCCGUACUAUAUCCGUCAGUAUUAAAGCCUGUUAGUGGACGGUUACACUUGGUGGAUUUAAUUACACAACACUGUGCGGAAAGGGAACUGUUACUGCUUCUCCUCUGCAGAGAGAAAUCCAAACUGUCUGGCAAGAAAAUCCUCUGCCGCAGAUUUUCACAGGAUGUCAAGUCAGGAGUCUUUAAUAUAAAGCCACUCCUAAUGGAGAUGUCCUGUUACGCAAGAUCCAGUUUGAAUUGAGAGAGUUUUGUCCUCAAGUGUGAGAAAAAUGAAUUACAAGUUGUCAACAAGCCAGGGUUUUUAGAAGAAAGCAGAAAACGUAAAAAAGAUCUAUGAGUAUCAGGUAAACUUUGUGGAUGAAAGACGUGUGUGUGUACCAGUGUCUUUUUGUGAAUGUAUUUUUUGCAAAUAUCCCACACAUGUGUCUACAAUAGGUUUUGUGUGUGUGUGUGUGUGUGUGUGUGUGUGUGUGUGUGUGUGUGUGUGUGUGUGUGUGUGUGUGUGUGUGUGUGUGUGUGUGUGUGUGUGUGUGUGUGUGUGUGUGUGUGUGUGUGUGUGUGUGUGUGUGUGUGUGUGUGUGUUGAUUCUGAUCUCAUAUUCAAGAUUUCUCACAUGGUUGAAACAAAACAAACGAGCAGGGAGGCUCCAUUAGCAAAAUUAAAACAAGUAGUUGAGUAAGUAAUAAAGACUAUUUUGUGGAUUUAGUUUGAUUCUAUUUAACUUAUUAUGCAUCGUCAUAGUAAAAGAGAAUAAAACUAAAUCAACGAGAUUGCUUUUAAAUCACAAAUGUUUCCAUUACAGACUUAGUCUUGGUAAUACAAUACAUACAGUAAUAAUUAUAAAAUUAAAUGUGUAUUUACAUUAAUAGGAUUGUGCACAAUGCUUCCUGCCUGGAUGUCUUGUUUUUAUUCAAUACUGUCGAUGAAACUGAAUGCACUGAGCACCCCCGUGUGAAUGUGUGUGUUUUAUGGCUUGUGUAAAUAAACUUCUCAUCCACCAAA
Molecule: messenger RNA, 4339 nt
Organism: Pleuronectes platessa (European plaice)
Lineage: Eukaryota; Metazoa; Chordata; Actinopteri; Pleuronectiformes; Pleuronectidae
Gene: ptger2a
Product: prostaglandin E receptor 2a (subtype EP2)
Exons: 4
Coding region: 448-1560 (370 amino acids)
Biological process (GO): cellular response to prostaglandin E stimulus; positive regulation of cytosolic calcium ion concentration; inflammatory response
Cellular component (GO): plasma membrane
Molecular function (GO): prostaglandin E receptor activity
Source: RefSeq, a predicted model, not a curated record